AUGUUGGCAAUACUAAGACCCCAUUUGAGACCUUUACGGGCGAGGGGUACUUUUCUGAAGCUAUCGUCUCGUCCCAUUGUGGCAUCAUACCAAAAUAUUGCUAGGUUACAUUCCCAUUCCAGAGUACUCAACCGCUUCGCGGACAGGAAGGAGGGAGAUGCCAAUGAUGAAGAUCUCGAAAAGAUCAGGAAAGAUGUGGAACAGUAUAUCAAAGAAGCUAAAGAUGGCAAUAUUGGCGAGUGGGAACUUCGCAAGAAAAGGAUAGACGAAGGACUUAAGAGGUUGGAAGAUACAGUAGGGAGACAACAGGAAAAACAGCGGCAAGAAGCAGAGAAGAAGGCCGCCUCGUCUGCUGAACAACCUACGGCCGAAAGGCCUGAUGAACAGAAUAAGCAACCUGAGUCCGAGGAUCCAUUUAGACACGAAAAGAGAGAAGCCUUUGACCAAAAUAAAAAACUUAACGAGCGUAAGAAGGCCGAAGAAGAGAAGCUUAACAAGAUUUUGAAUGACCCCAACGCCAACGUUUUGUCCGUGAACAUUGGGUUUCUAGAAAUAGGGGUUUUACUCUUCCUUCUGUCGUUUGUCUUGAAUCGUCUGUAUAACACUGAGGAGCAAAGGGAAAUAACCUGGCAAGAAUUUCGGUCGCACCUUCUGGCAAAGAACUACGUUGAAAAGCUGGUAGUAAUCAAUAAAUCAUUUGUCAAGGUCAUUCUCAAUGACAACGGCAAGAACCAACCUGAGCAUAGUGGCCAUGAUUUUUAUUUCUUUACAAUUGGCUCAAUCGAUACGUUUGAACACAAACUACAGAAGGCUCAGCAAGAGCUUGGUAUUUCAGAUGAUUUCAAGAUACCAGUGAUCUACACGCAAGAGGGAAAUUGGGCUAAGGCGAUGUACCAAAUUCUCCCCACCGCGUUGAUGAUCGGUGGUCUAAUUUGGAUAACCAAACGUUCUGCUUCUGGUGCAGCAGGUGGUGGACCCGGUGGAAUAUUCAAUGUCGGCAAGUCUAAGGCUAAGAGAUUUAAUAAAGAGACGGAUGUGGCAGUAACUUUCAAAGAUGUGGCGGGUUGUGAUGAAGCUAAGGAAGAGAUCAUGGAAUUUGUGAGCUUCUUGAAAGAUCCUUCUCGUUAUGAAAAAAUGGGAGCUCAAAUCCCGCGGGGUGCUAUUCUGUCGGGACCUCCUGGUACUGGUAAGACCUUGAUAGCGAAGGCAACUGCUGGGGAAGCGGGCGUUCCUUUCUUUUCGGUAUCCGGCUCUGAAUUUGUGGAAAUGUUUGUCGGCGUGGGUGCAUCCAGAGUCCGCGAUUUAUUCAAAACGGCCCGCGAAAACGCGCCAGCCAUUGUUUUCGUUGACGAAAUUGAUGCUAUCGGUAAGGCGAGACAAAAGGGUAACUUCUCUGGCGCCAAUGACGAAAGAGAAAAUACUUUGAAUCAGCUGCUCGUAGAGAUGGAUGGAUUUACGUCAGCGGACCACGUUGUGGUAUUGGCAGGCACGAAUCGCCCGGACGUACUAGACCAGGCUCUCAUGCGUCCUGGUCGGUUCGACCGUCAUAUUAACAUUGAUAGACCUGAGCUGGAAGGACGCAAGCAAAUUUUCCAAGUUCACUUGUCUAAAAUAAAAAUUGCCGGAUCUAUGGAGGAUUUGAAAAAUAGACUGGCGGCGCUAACUCCCGGUUUCUCGGGAGCUGACAUUUCCAACGUUUGCAAUGAAGCAGCGUUAACCGCUGCAAGAGAGGACUGUACCUCUGUUAAGCUAAACCAUUUCGAACAGGCAAUUGAGAGAGUCAUCGGAGGAGUUGAAAGGAAGUCUAAACUGCUUUCGCCCGAAGAGAAAAAAAUCGUGGCCUAUCAUGAAGCGGGACACGCUGUGUGCGGAUGGUAUUUGGAAUACGCGGAUCCACUUUUGAAGGUUAGUAUUAUUCCCCGCGGUCAAGGUGCUCUGGGAUAUGCUCAGUAUUUACCAGGGGACGUUUACCUGUUGAGCGAACAGCAAUUGAAGGACAGGAUGACCAUGGCCCUCGGCGGUAGAGUCUCAGAAGAGUUGCAUUUCCCUUCUGUGACAAGCGGAGCCUCUGACGACUUCCAGAAGGUAACUCGCAUGGCCUCGGCCAUGGUUACCGAAUUAGGCAUGAGCGAUAAAAUUGGAUGGAUCAAUUUUCAAAGGAAGAGUGAGAGCGAUCUGACGAAGCCAUUUUCCGAAGAGACUGCCGCGAUCGUCGAUUCAGAGGUUUAUCAAUUAGUUCAGGAUGCUCAUGAUCGGUGUGCGGCUUUGCUGAGGGAGAAGGCCGACGAAGUCGAAACGGUCGCUCAGCAGUUGCUCAAGGAAGAGGUCCUCACUCGAGAGGAUAUGAUUCGCAUGUUGGGCAAACGCCCUUUUCCCGAACGGAAUGAUGCAUUUGACAAAUAUCUUAACGAGCGCGAGACCGAAAGACUGCGGAGAAACGAGGAAAAAGACACAGGAAUGAGCACUUGA
Molecule: messenger RNA, 2469 nt
Organism: Lachancea dasiensis
Lineage: Eukaryota; Fungi; Ascomycota; Saccharomycetes; Saccharomycetales; Saccharomycetaceae
Source: the annotation of a GenBank genome assembly